UGUGUGCAUUAGAGUAGAAAUAAAAAUGCUGCCCCGGUAUACCAUCGCCAUUCUAGAAGAAAGUCUUUGCUCGCGUGCACAACUUCGUUUGUAAGAUAAUCGGUCCCUGCUUUCCAAUAAGCCCGGUGGUUUCAUGUGUCACGCUGCAGCAACGUCACUGAUUCCACGUGAUGAUGGUGAACGCCCCCUGAGCCCUGAGUGAUGCGUGUCAGAUACAUAUACGCAGUAUUGAGAUGGGGGUUAAACUCGUGCACACUCCGCGUCCGUGGCACUUGUCCCCUUCUGCGCGAUACUCUUCAUUCAUCAACAAACCGUGUAAACUGUAGCGACUUGUGGUGCAAAUGCUCUUGGAAGCCAUAAAUAGCUAUCUCUAGAAGAGUGCACUGUCAUUUUUAAUUUGUCUCUCAAUCAAUGUGACAUACCGUUUUCCGGGCGAUGGCGCAGGUCGUGGACAAAAUGAGCGCGGAAGUUCGCUCGGCCGCCUUUUGGCGCGCCUGUCUGGCGGAAUUUAUCGGAACCCUCCUCUUCAUUUUCCUAGGCUUGGGCUCCACCGUAACCAAAGCCCCUGACCUUGUCAGGAUUUCCCUGGCCUUUGGUCUUGCAAUCGCAACCCUGGUGCACUGUACCGCACACAUCAGCGGUGGACAUCUCAACCCUGCCGUCACAAUCGGCUUUCUGGUCACCCAUGCUAUCACCCCCUUGCGAGCCAUUGUCUACGUCUUUGCUCAGGUGCUUGGAGGUAUGGUAGGCGCUGGCAUCCUCCGGGGAUUAUCGCCCUCCUACUGGAGCGGAGGCCCCACGGUUCCUCAGCAAGGUGUCGAGGAGUGGCAGGCUUUCAUCAUGGAGAUAUUGCUCACCUUCCAGCUAGUCUUCACCGUAUUUUCUACUGUAGAUCCGGACCGUAAAGGCUUCGCCGGCUCUGGGCCACUGGCUAUAGGCCUGUCAGUCGGCCUUGGGCAUCUCGCUGCGAUUGAAAUUAGCAGUGCCAGCAUGAAUCCUGCUAGAUCUAUUGCGUCAGCAAUCGUGUCCAGCAAUUGGACCGCACAUUGGGCCUACUGGGUUGGUCCGAUUCUGGGCGGGAUACUGGCGGCUGGCAUCUACGAUAUUGUCCUGGCACCCACUGCCGACAUGAACCGCCUCCGGAAGUGCGCGACGUGCGUGUAUGACCCAAGCGAGGAAGAAUCCAGGCAAGACAUCGACUUGAGUAUCAUCAACCAAGGACAAGCGCAGGACGAACCCUUCGCUGGGGGAAAUAAACUCUGAAAUAUCCGUCCGUGAAAUCUCGUGCACAUGAGUCAAUACGCUUUUGAGCGUAUGAUUUUCUGUGUGUUGAUUCGGACAUUAGAACACUGUAUUGCUCGUAUACAUAUUGUACGUAUUCAUUUUCUAGCUGUCUUUUCUAGAAAUUCAUGAAGUGUUUUGACGGAGCCGCUGAGACCACAGUAUCUGUCUCACAGAAUGUUAUGAGGAAAACUGACGGGAGUGAAGGAGAUAUCAUUCAUUACAUGCAAAUAUGCCCACCAGUGACGUGAGACAAAUAAACAUGUGGCCCGUCUGUCCAGUUAUUCCAUGCUAUUUCAAAGUUUAUUUCUGAUGAUAUAGCUAGUCCCAAUAUAAUUGUAGAUGUAUGAAUAACUUGUAAAAAAAGUUUCUUUUUGCUUAAUUUCGGAAUAAGUGAUAGUUUUUGUGUGUUUCAUUGUUGGAAUGCGUGUGUAAGCUUGUACUGUGGAACAAUAAGCACAUUUUCUUUCUACUACUUUAAAAUAUUUAGGCGGGAUUGUGCUUGAUCUGUGAAAAAAAGUGAUUGAACUUUCAAUACAAUGUAAUUUUAACAUGAAACAUCCUUCUGGCGUAAUGACAAUUGUAAAAUGUUUGCUAACAAAAAUCAUAAUGUAUUGGAUUAAUUGCUCUUUCUGUGAUUUUUGUACACGAUUAAAAUGUCAACGCAAUUAUUUCAAAGUUCGUUACUUUACACGUACUCUUUGUUCGCAGUUUUAUGUAAAAUGAUUCGAAGCAGAUUAAAAUGAUACAGCUGUAUAUAGGCCCAUUUCUUUCGAGAAUUUAGUCAAUUCACCUUGACAAAAUAAUAUAAAUCUCAAUGUGAAUCAUGUUUACUUCAGUCGUGUGGCCGUGUUGUGGUGAACCCUUGAGCAUGGCAACGCCCACUGGAGGGUUGCCAGAGAACCCUUAAUUUAAGGAUAGGUCGUCGGCUUGAAAUCAUAUAAAGGGCUUGAAAAUGAUUUUUGUCUGAAAGUUUUAUGCCCGUCAAAACGGGGGAUUUAAUAUCAAUCGAGGGCGCUGUAUCCAAACCUGUGUGUCUUUCAAUAUUAUUUUCGUUGCGUACAAGUUGAGUGAAAACACCAAAGAAUUGUACGGAUACGGAUACCAUAUAAGGCACUUUUACUAAAA
Acanthaster planci (crown-of-thorns starfish) is the source of this 2409-nucleotide messenger RNA. Its product is annotated as lens fiber major intrinsic protein-like. Gene Ontology annotation, molecular function: water channel activity. The record is from RefSeq and is a predicted model, not a curated record. Gene Ontology annotation, cellular component: plasma membrane. Gene Ontology annotation, biological process: transmembrane transport; water transport. Lineage: Eukaryota; Metazoa; Echinodermata; Asteroidea; Valvatida; Acanthasteridae.